AUGGAAGAAUCAGGUCUGCGCCAAACGGGACACGUAGACUCCCAACGGCAGGACAACUUCUUGAACUUCGAAUGGGACAGAGAUCAAGACAAGCGACGAGAGGGUAGUGUAAAUACCUCCCACACGAGCAGAAAUCGCUCGAAAGGGAAAGGUCACACAUCCCAAAAGCGGGACGAUCAUAGGGCUCUACAGCAAGAAAUCGACGACUUGAAGAAGAGGUUACGCCGAGCGCAACGAAGGUGUCCUUCCCCCAGUUCGGACAUCAGCGAUGAGGAGGAAAAUGAGUACAGGCGGAGAUCGAGAACCCAGCCAAGUGAAACCUUCUCAUAUGAGAAAGAGCAACCUUACAAACGCGGCCACAAAAGCCUAUCUUACAAGGGCCUAGCAAACAACGCCAUGAGUAAGGCCCUGGACUGCAUCUCCCAGUCACCCUUCACGCGCAGGAUAGAGGGGGCUGAACUUCCUCGGUGGUUCCACCAACCCACUUUUGUCAUAUAUAAUGGUCGGAUGGACCCAGUAGAGCACGUAAGCCAGUUUAACCAGAGGAUGGCCGUCUAUUUCAGGGACGAGGCGUUAAUGUGCAAAGUGUUUCCGUCCAGUUUGGGACCCAUGGCAAUGAGAUGGUUUGACGGCCUCAAGCCAAACUCCAUAAGCUCUUUUAAGCAGCUAACAAAGGUUUUCGGUUCUCGCUUCAUAACUAGCAGCAGGGUUCCUCGGCCCCUAGACUCCCUCCUGUCCUUGUCCAUGCGAGAAGGAGAGACCCUGAAGGCCUACUCAGACAUAUAUUGGGAAAUGUAUAACGUGAUAGAGGGAAAUUAUGAUGACGUCGCCAUUAGCACAUUCAAGAGGGGCCUGCCGACAAAGCAUGGUUUAAUAAAGUCCCUGACUGGGAAACCUGUCACCAGCGUGCGCCAACUCAUGGACAUAAUCGACAAGUAUAAGAGAGUCGAAGAGGACCAACAGACGGGAAAGGGCAAAGUGAAGGUUGUCCCUCAGGAGAGGAGGGACUUCAGGUCGGACCACUUUAACAACAGUAACCGGCCGAGAAGGGAUUACUCGGAACAAUUUGGAACCACAGGGGCACAGGCAGUCCAUGCUGUGUUCCGAGAACCAUUACAUAAGAUCCUAGAGAAAGUGAAGAACGGACCGUUCUUUCAAUGGCCAAGUUGGAUGGUAGGCGAGCCCGCGAAACGUAACCAGAAUCUGUAUUGCGAAUAUCACCAAGAGUCGGGCCACACCACCAAUGACUGCAAGAAUCUGAAAAACCACUUGGGCCGGCUGGUCCGAGAGGGAAAGCUGAGACACCUCUUGCAUCAUCCUAUUGGACGGCAGGAGCAGUCGAACGUCGAAACAAGGCAAAGUACAUUGAGGCCACCCAUUGACAUGAUAAAUGUCAUUCUUGCCAUACCAGGAAGAACCGACUCCCAUCCUUUUAGAGUGAUGUCGGUGGCCUGA
Quercus robur (English oak) is the source of this 1455-nucleotide messenger RNA. RefSeq lists its product as uncharacterized. Bases 1 to 1455 code for a protein of 484 amino acids. The record is from RefSeq and is a predicted model, not a curated record. The transcript has a single exon. Lineage: Eukaryota; Viridiplantae; Streptophyta; Magnoliopsida; Fagales; Fagaceae.